Lemur catta (Ring-tailed lemur) is the source of this 2385-nucleotide messenger RNA. RefSeq names its product GTP binding protein 4 (gene GTPBP4). The coding region runs from base 63 to 1967 and encodes 634 amino acids. The record is from RefSeq and is a predicted model, not a curated record. NCBI's taxonomy places the organism in Eukaryota, Metazoa, Chordata, Mammalia, Primates, Lemuridae. The transcript has 17 exons. Gene Ontology annotation, cellular component: nucleolus. Gene Ontology annotation, molecular function: GTPase activity; GTP binding; RNA binding. Gene Ontology annotation, biological process: ribosomal large subunit biogenesis.
UCCCGCUUGACAGCGGAAGUCCCGCCCGCCGAGCCAGAGCCCUCGUGCAACUCGCAGCCGGCAUGGCGCACUACAACUUCAAGAAGAUUACGGUGGUGCCGUCCGCCAAGGACUUUAUUGACCUGACAUUAUCGAAGACUCAACGAAAGACUCCAACAGUUAUUCAUAAACAUUACCAAAUUCAUCGAAUUAGACAUUUUUACAUGAGAAAAGUCAAAUUUACUCAACAGAAUUACCAUGACAGACUCUCUCAAAUUGUAACAGAUUUUCCCAAAUUGGACGACAUCCAUCCAUUCUAUGCUGAUUUGAUGAAUAUUCUCUACGACAAGGAUCAUUACAAGUUGGCUCUAGGACAAAUAAAUAUUGCCAAAAAUCUAGUGGACAAUGUGGCUAAAGACUAUGUGCGGCUUAUGAAGUACGGCGACUCUCUGUACCGCUGUAAGCAGCUGAAGCGGGCUGCCCUGGGGCGCAUGUGCACCGUGAUUAAGAGACAGAAGCAGAGCCUGGAGUACCUGGAGCAAGUGCGUCAGCAUUUAUCCCGUUUGCCGACCAUCGACCCAAAUACGAGGACGCUGAUUCUGUGCGGGUACCCAAACGUUGGGAAGUCCAGCUUCAUCAACAAGGUGACGAGAGCGGACGUGGACGUCCAGCCCUACGCCUUCACCACCAAGGCCCUGUUUGUCGGGCACAUGGAUUACAAGUACCUGCGCUGGCAGGUUGUCGACACCCCGGGGAUUUUGGAUCACCCUCUGGAGGAUCGGAACACCAUUGAGAUGCAGGCCAUCACAGCCCUGGCCCACCUCCGCGCCGCGGUCCUGUACGUGAUGGAUUUGUCCGAGCAGUGCGGGCACGGGCUGAGAGAGCAGCUGGAACUCUUCCAGAACAUCAGACCUCUCUUCGUCAACAAGCCUCUUAUAAUUGUAGCAAACAAAUGUGAUGUGAAGAGAAUAGCUGAACUUUCCGAAGAUGAUCAGAGAGUCUUCGUAGAUCUGCAGGCGGAAGGCUUCCCUGUGAUAGAGACCAGCACCCUGACGGAGGAGGGUGUUGUUCAGGUGAAGACGGAGGCCUGCGACAGGCUUUUGGCUCAUCGGGUGGAGACCAAGCUGAAGGGCAAGAAGGUGAAUGAGGUGCUGAACAGGCUGCACCUGGCCGUCCCCAGCAGGAGGGACCACAAGGAGAGGCCUCCCUUCAUCCCAGAAGGAGUGGUGGCACGCAGGAAGAGAAUGGAAGUUGGGGAGCCGAAGAGGAAACGGGAACGAGAUCUGGAGCUGGAAAUGGGAGACGAUUAUGUUUUGGAUCUUCAAAAAUACUGGGAUUUAAUGAACUCUUCUGAAAAAUACGACAAGAUACCAGAGAUUUGGGAAGGCCACAAUGUAGCUGAUUAUAUUGAUCCAGCCAUUAUGAAGAAACUGGAAGAGUUAGAAAAAGAAGAAGAACUAAGAACGGCUGCUGGAGAGUACGGCAGUGAGUCAGAGAGUGAGGAUGAGGAGACGGUGGAGAUCAGGCAGCUGGCAAAGCAAAUCAGAGAGAAGAAGAAGCUGAAAAUUCUGGAAUCCAAAGAGAAAAAUACACAGGGACCCAGGAUGCCUCGAACCGCUAAGAAGGUUCAGCGGACAGUUCUGGAGAACGAGAUGCGCAGUCUGGGGGUUGACAUGGACGGCAAGGACAACGCCCACUACGCGGUCCAGGCGAGGAGGUCUCGGAGCGUCACCCGCAAGAGGAAGCGGGAAGACUCUGUCCCACCCUCUUCCGUGGCCCGGAGUCGGAGCUGCUCCCGAACCCCACGGGAUGUUUCUGGGCUUCGCGAUGUGAAGAUGGUGAAGAAGGCCAAGACCAUGAUGAAGAAAGCGCAGAGGAAGAUGAACCGCCUGGGGCGCAAGGGGGAGGCCGACAGGCACGUGUUUGACAUGAAGCCCAAGCACUUGCUCUCCGGGAAGAGGAAAGCUGGCAAGAAGGACAGGCGGUAGUGUCCCCCCUCCUGUCUCGGUCUGGCCUGGUGUUGCCUAACGUUGGGGCUGUGACCUGUGAGCUGGAAACACAGUGUAACUGAAGCACUUGUUGCUGUGCUGAAAACCGGUUAGCCCUAUAGAUGUGGGGAGUUUUUGUCACUGCAUAGUAUUACAGGUAGUUUGGUAGACGGUGAUUCUGCAUUCGGUGGAGUAUUGAUGGCUUCAGAUUUGCAGAGGUGGAAUGAUUUAUUGGGAUGAGUGACUUGUUUUUGAUGGAGAAGACCUCAGUUUUCUCCAAAGAGGGAGCUGUGGUUCAUCACACACGAACGGCCCUCUGUGAAGAGCGCGUCUCCACGGCGGAUGUGGGCGGGAGGCUGCCGGCGUGGCAGUGUGUCAGCCCCAUGUUUAAAAUACUCUAUUAAAUUAUUUUCUAGUC